AUGGUUCGUUUCUACACUCUAAGCAUUGCGCUGUUCAGCGCCAUUGGAACCUUCCUCUUCGGCUUCGACACAGGCAUUGCGACCACAACAAUUGCUCAUCAGUCAUGGAUCGACUACAUGGGCCACCCCUCCAAAGGUCUGACAGGAGCCGUUGUGGCAGUUUACAUCGCAGGUGAAGCUGUCGGAGCGCUGUUGCAGACCUUUGUCGGCGACAGACUCGGCCGCAUCCGCUUUAUGCAGAUGAUGUGUAUUCUAGUCACCAUCGGCACGUCUGUACAGACAGGCGCAGUCAAUCUCGGCAUGUUCCUGUCAGGGCGCGCAAUCGCUGGCAUGGCCGUUGGUGGCAUGGUCGGAACUGUGCCCAUCUACCUCUCCGAGAUCAGCCCACCAGGGUCCAGAGGCCUCAUCGGCGGUAUCUCCGGCUGUGGCAUCUCCUUGGGCACAAUGAUGUCCAACUGGGUAGGCUACGCCUGCUCUUUCGCACCCUAUGGACAGACUCAAUGGCGUCUGCCACUCGGCAUCCAAAUCCCAUGGGGCGUGAUCCUCUUCAUCGGCCUUGCAACCUUCAUGCCCGGCUCCCCUCGACAGCUGAUCCGCGCAGGCAAGGUCGAUGACGCCCGCAUCCAAUUCAUCCGCAUACGCCGCGAGCUAUCUGCCCACGACCAGCAAGUCGAGUUCGCACACAUGAAGGCGCAGAUCGAGUUCGAAAUGGCGCGCGAGGUCACCUCUAUGAAGGAAGUCUUCAAGCUCUUCCGUCACCGAGCAUUCGUGUCAAUCGCAGUCCAGACUAUGACCUCGCUCACAGGCGUCAACGUGAUCCAGUACUACCAGACAAUCCUCUACAAAUCCCUCGGCAUCACCGCCAAAACCAUCCUCGCUCUAGCCUCCGUCUACGGGACCUGCGCCUUCCUCUCCAAUGUCCUCACCACGCGCUUCCUCACCGAUCAGUGGGGUCGUCGUCCUAUGAUCCUCGCCGGGCUGAGCAGUGUUGUGGUUAUCGAGAUCUACGCUGCUGUCAUGCAGAGGGAGUUUCAGAACACCGACAAUCAGGUUGGAAAGGGGUUUGCGAUUCUGGCGAUUUAUUUGUUUGUGGUUUGUUACUAUGGAUUUCUCAACUCGACUACAUGGUUGUAUGGUGCGGAGGUGCUGCCUGUGGCGUUACGAUCGAAGAUCAUGGGGCUGGCGGCGGCGAGUCACUUUAUCGUGAACGUUGGGAUUACGGAAGCCGGCCCGAGCGCGUUCGCAAACAUCAAGGAGAACUACUAUUAUGUGUUUGUUGGGUGCUCAGCAUUCUUCCUCGUGAUGGCGUACUUCUACUUCCCCGAAACGCGACGCAAGACGCUCGAGGAGAUCGCGGAAGCGUUCGGCGACAAGGUCGUGCUUGCGGACGAGCGCGAUGUGAUGGAGGAGGCGGAGGCGGAGAGGAAGUUGAGCAUCACUGAGGAGAAGCGGGUUGAGCAUGCUGCUUAG
Messenger RNA from Cyphellophora attinorum, 1470 nucleotides. Its product is annotated as High-affinity glucose transporter. The transcript has 2 exons. Gene Ontology annotation, molecular function: carbohydrate:proton symporter activity. Bases 1 to 1470 code for a protein of 489 amino acids. The record is from RefSeq and is a predicted model, not a curated record. NCBI's taxonomy places the organism in Eukaryota, Fungi, Ascomycota, Eurotiomycetes, Chaetothyriales, Cyphellophoraceae. Gene Ontology annotation, cellular component: membrane. Gene Ontology annotation, biological process: transmembrane transport; carbohydrate transport.